Neurospora tetrasperma FGSC 2508 is the source of this 1488-nucleotide messenger RNA. RefSeq lists its product as uncharacterized. The coding region runs from base 47 to 1393 and encodes 448 amino acids. The transcript is spliced from 2 exons. The record is from RefSeq and is a predicted model, not a curated record. Lineage: Eukaryota; Fungi; Ascomycota; Sordariomycetes; Sordariales; Sordariaceae.
CGAGGACAGCAUCAUCAAUACCAACCAUCCUUCCGAACUCAGUAACAUGCAACUCGACGCCUUCAUAACGAGGACGAGCGGCCUGCUCUUCCGGAUAGCAGCUUCCGCCAACUUCUCCCUCCAGUCUGAUCAGGCCACCUUUAACCGGGCCCUAGUCUCAUGGCUCAAAGACCCCGACUCCAACCUACCCAGCGGCCACAUCAUUGGCCUCUGCUGCUCCAGUCUUCUGUCUAUCCGGUUUCCAGACGAAUCCAGAGGCAAUGACCUCAUCCCCGAGUUCCGCCGCUUCGUACUGGCAGUCUCUCUAGCACACCACGGACGGAGGAACAGCAACAAGAGCAAGCCACCCCAAAAGCACGAGCAUUGCGCGCGCCACGAGUCCCGAUCUCAUCUGAUCAGGAGGCUCGAUGGCAUCCUCACCCCCCAAUAUCUCUCUAAUUGUUCCCCAGAAUCUUGCCAGGUCCUCUUCCAUUUGGUGCUCGGGGCUGUUCUGGACAUGGGACAUUCACCAUUGCAUACCACCACUUCCUACGACUCCUCCUCGUCGUCGUCGUCGACUGCUCCAUCAAAUCUCCUCAGCCCCGAGUGCCAGCAGAGUCCAACACUAUGGCUGUCCACCAAGAACCAACUGGUCCGCACGCUCGCCCGAGAUCUUGUUUUCUUAGGAUCCAGCAAAUUGGGAAUCAAACUCGAGGGAACAACGGAUCUAGAGAAGCUCAUUAUCGGCACGGCGAUCAGCAGGUGGAACGAGAUGGAAUCACGCAUCUGGGCUGAUAGCAUCACCGAGAAGGCCGCAACAGGGCAAGAGCCACAAUCACCAACAUCGUCAGCGAGCCCUGCAAGCAAGUCCCCCAGCUGCGAAAGGGAAAGACGACACUCUUCUUCACCAACCGACGACGACAGUAACUUAAACCGAAACCCACCUUACUGGGAAGAUCCACCACCCACUCCUCCUCCGCCCACCAUUGAGCCGACGCUCAUUCCUGUGAUGCCCCCAUAUCAUCAGCAUUUUACCGCACCUCACACCCAAUUCCAGAGCCAAUUUCAAACAGCAGCAGCGCGCAUCUCGUUUUGGUCGGAGAACCCAGCCUCGUACUUGGAAAUGACGGAUGAGCCCGAGAGUUAUUACCUGGCUUCUGCGAACGAGCAUAAUAAGAGGGAGAGAGCAGAACCACGACCGACAGCGAUGCCGACAACGACGACGGGGAUACCGAGGUCAACGACUGAUCCAUUUCCUUUGAGGAGUACGAUUGAGGAUUUGGGUUCAUGGCGAAAAGUCAAGAGGCGAACAAUGUGGGUGGUACGGACGAUUGAUGCAGGUGAUCAAGGACAGAUAAGCAUUCAUGCUCGGUUACGGGGGAGGGAAGUCAAUGAUUUUGGGGUGUUUGUGUAAGAGAUGGAUGAGAAAAAAAGAAGGGGAAGAGGAGAAAGGGAAAAGUUGAUGGAUAGGUUCUGUUUGAUAAUGACGACAAUGAAUAAUGAGACCAC